This is a messenger RNA of Bipolaris maydis ATCC 48331, 1571 nucleotides long. Its product is annotated as glycosyltransferase. Gene Ontology annotation, cellular component: endoplasmic reticulum membrane. NCBI's taxonomy places the organism in Eukaryota, Fungi, Ascomycota, Dothideomycetes, Pleosporales, Pleosporaceae. The record is from RefSeq and is a predicted model, not a curated record.
AACACUGGUCCGCCCACAUGCCGUACGUUUGAAGGCCAUUUUCGCUUUUUCUUUUUUUAAGCGUUCGUCACUCAAUGUCCUCGGCUUUUCGGUAACGCGCGCGACCCUUGUACAGCCCUUGUGAGGGCGCGCAUUUCCCCCAAAUUCCCCAAUCUCUCUCCCCGCUUUCCAAACACAACCAUGUCGAAAGAGAACCGCGCUUUUGAUACGGAUGCCUUUGGUCCUGGGUAUGGCUUCGAAUCACAUCCUAGGCAGGCUGUUGAAAUGCCACCGACGUGGGUGCUUUUUGUCGGGCUGGGCUUCUUGAUAGGUGCACUUGGUUUCUGGGCCUAUGUAGCACUGAAUCUACUUGCGCCAACUCCACGUCCACCACGCCGGUCCGAGAAACAAUACAUCACGAUACUGCCCGACGGUGCGCGAAGCGAUCCCAAGGAAUUGCCGUGUUGGCUGGACAAAUGGGCCGCAGAGAAGGAAGCAGCGAAAAGAAAAGCAGCAAAGGAGCCAGGCAGCAAGAUUGUUAUCCCACCGCAAAUGCCGAUUGAAGAGGCCGAACUAUUCAUGAGUGUCGUGGUACCGGCAUACAACGAAGAAGACCGACUAGAAGGCAUGCUUGAAGAAGCCGUCCAAUUCCUCGAGAGCAAAUACGGCGAUGCACACGCUGGCGAAAAAGGCAGCAAGGCACAAAAAGGCUGGGAGAUACUAAUCGUCAGCGAUGGAAGCAAAGAUAAAACCGUAGACGUAGCCCUCAACUUCACAAAAGAACACCAACUCAGCCAGCACCCAAAACCCAAACCCGGUCCCUGGUCCUCUGACAGCGCAAACGCAACGACUCAGCACUCCACCCACAUCCCCCACGGCAGCAUCCGCGUCAUCUCGCUCGAGCAAAACAGAGGCAAAGGCGGCGCCGUAACCCACGGCAUGCGCCACGUCCGUGGCCGCUACAUCGUCUUCGCCGACGCCGACGGCGCAAGCCGCUUCUCCGACCUGGGCGCUCUCGUCCAAGGCUGCCAAAAAAUCGAAGACAAGCACGGCCGCGGCGUAGCAAUCGGGUCGCGCGCUCACCUCGUCGGCAGCGAGGCCGUCGUCAAGCGCUCCAAGCUCCGCAAUUUCCUCAUGCACGCCUUUCAUCUCUUGCUACGCAUCAUGACGCCCCCCGCCACGGCCCGCAUUCGCGAUACGCAGUGUGGGUUUAAGCUUUUCUCGAGGCCCGCGCUGCCGUAUAUCAUUCCGUAUAUGCAUUCUGAAGGGUGGAUUUUCGAUGUCGAAAUGCUUAUGCUUGCGGAGAGUGCGGAUAUUGCUAUGAUUGAGGUGGCGAUUGGGUGGAAGGAAGUUAUGGGGAGCAAGUUGAACGUUGUGUGGGAUAGCUUGGGCAUGGCGUGGGGUCUUGCGCUAUUGAGGGCGUGUUGGAUAGCGGGGAUUUAUCGGAGAGAUUAAAGUUACCUACAUUUGGAUCUGUGAUUCAGAAAAAGAAACGCUAGAUAUUUCUUCCUUGUUCAUUGAUAAUGUACAUGAUGGGUUUGACAUGUGGGAUUUCCUCAGUCAAACUUCAAGAUCCAGCCAUCGCCUACCCU